Acanthosepion pharaonis is the source of this 2253-nucleotide messenger RNA. The record is from the annotation of a GenBank genome assembly. NCBI's taxonomy places the organism in Eukaryota, Metazoa, Mollusca, Cephalopoda, Sepiida, Sepiidae.
AUGGCGACAGCAAACGGACCUUCUAACAAGAAGAAAGAUUAUCGUUUAAGGCGACAGAAAAGGCAACAAAUCCGUCAGCUGAUUGAUGCCAUUGAUAAAAAUGACCUGAACAGCGUUUUUCACAUUUCUAAUUCCGUCCUAGACAUUAAUUUUCCUUAUCGACGAAAAACUCCCCUUGAGGUGGCAGUAGAACUUGGCCAUCUUCAGAUUUGUUGCCUGCUUCUUCAAAAGGGAGCUGAUGUUAACCGAUGCAACCAGGGGUUGAACAACUUGCUUAACAUUGCCUGCCAAAAAGGGUACAUCAAAGUGGCAGAGGUGCUUAUCAUGAACUCAGCAGAUAUAGACAGUCGCAAUGAACAUGGAGCCACCCCCCUGCAUUCAGCUGUCAUGAAUGGCUUUGUGAAGAUUGCUACGAUGCUGUUAAAUAAUGGAUGUGACGUCAAUAUGCCAAACGACCAGAUUGAAACACCAUUGCUGACUGCUGUCCGUACCAAUGACCUUACAAUGGUCAACCUUUUGCUCAACCACAACUGUAUUGUGGAUGGUCCUAAUUUUCAAAUGAUCACCCCACUCAUGGUCGCAGCUGGCUGUGGCUAUCUUGACAUUGUAUGUCGGCUUUUAAAAGCAGGUGCUGAAAUUACUAAAAGGGAUCGUUAUGGUUGCACAGCAUUGUUUUAUGCUGUAUCUGAAGGUUACCGAGACGUUGUUGAAACUUUGUUAGAAGCUGGUGCAGACCCUGAUAUUAGAACGCUUAAAAAGCUAACUUGUCUCACUGAAGCAAUCAGAAAGAACCAUAUAGAUGUGGCCUUCUGUUUGUUAGAUUCGGGAUGCAAUGUGGAUUUAUGUGACCGGCAGGGAGUCAGCCCCAUGCUUACUGCAAUAAGCCAGUUGACAGUGUACUUCAGCCAGCAAGAAAAUCCAAGGUUGUUGGUGAACAGAUUGCUGGAGCUGAAUUGUGAUGUCAAUCUAGCUGACUACUCAGGAAUAAGCCCCCUCCAUCAAAGUGCUAUGGGUGGAGAUUAUGAACUCUCUAAGCUAUUGUUGGAGCAUGGUGCUGACAUUAAUGCAGUUGAUAGUAAUGGAGACACUGUGCUACAUGCUGCUGCAUAUGGUAACAGUUUUGAAUUGGUUAAACUUUUUAUAGAAUUAGGUUGUGAUAUAAAUACGCAAAACGAUAAAGGAGAAACUGUACUGUGGCCCACCAUUUCAUCUUCCAAUUUCACUAUCACUGAGUAUCUUGUCAAACAAGGUGCUGACAUCAACUUACAGGAAAAAAAUGAAAAAAUGACCCCUCUCCAUGUUGCCAUAGCAGCCCACAACAUUAAAGCUGUUCGACUUUUUAUUGAAUCUGGUUGUGAAUUAAACAAACCCAACACCACUGGUCAGACACCUUUACUGCUGGCCUGUGAGAAAGGUGAUGACGAGAUUGUAGAGUUGCUCUUGGCACAACCUCGGUGUGAAAAACGCUGCAGAUCUUUGGUUGACCCACUGCACACUGCUGUAGAGUAUGGUCAUUUGGCAGUGGCCCAAAAGCUCAUUGAAGGUGGCUGGAACUGUAAUCAGGUUAACAGUUUCAGGAUGACUCCAAUUCAACUGGCUUGUUCGCUUGACACAUUCAACAUGGUCAAACUGUUGCUGCUCUAUGGAUGUGACCUUAAUUCCCAGACAAACAUUUCCCACCCACUGCAUUGUUAUCAUAACGAUGAUGAACGUCCUUAUUUUGCUCGGGAGCCACUCUUUCUUGCCGCCACCAACAAGAAUGUCGACCUCCUGAAAUUGCUUCUAAAGUGCUACCUUCGUAUGCCUACUCGACUGGUACUCAUGAACAUUCUUUCACCCUCUCUUUCUCUCAUCUCGCUCGCUACACAUAGUCCUACCUUUCCCUCUCACAUUCCCAGUUCCUUUCUUUCUCUUUUUCUUCCGCAGCUUUACGACAUACACACAAUUCUCCCCCUUUUGCUCUUUUUUCUCUCAUUUUUUCUUCUCUCUUCUCCCUUUCCUCUCUCUUCUCCUCCCUUUCCUCUCUCUUCUCCCUUUCCUCUCUCUUCUCCCUUUCCUCUCUCUUCCCCUCUCUUUCCACUCUUUCCUCCGUUUUCGUUUUUCUCUUCCUUUUCCUCCCUUUACUCCUCUUUUCAUUUGUUUUCUCUUCUCUUCGUCUCUUCUUCUCCCUUUCCUUACUCUUCUCUCUUCCCUCUCUCUCUGCCCCCCCUUCUUAUCUAUUGUCCUCUUUUCUCUUCCCUUGCACAAAAAUAA